Messenger RNA from Clarias gariepinus (North African catfish), 3449 nucleotides. RefSeq names its product zinc finger, RAN-binding domain containing 1b (gene zranb1b). The record is from RefSeq and is a predicted model, not a curated record. Lineage: Eukaryota; Metazoa; Chordata; Actinopteri; Siluriformes; Clariidae. Gene Ontology annotation, biological process: protein K29-linked deubiquitination; protein K33-linked deubiquitination; positive regulation of Wnt signaling pathway. Gene Ontology annotation, molecular function: K63-linked polyubiquitin modification-dependent protein binding; cysteine-type deubiquitinase activity. The transcript is spliced from 10 exons. Gene Ontology annotation, cellular component: cytoplasm; nucleus. The coding region runs from base 283 to 2421 and encodes 712 amino acids.
CCAGGUGGCGUCCCUCCUCCUUGUAUCUCUGGAGUAGGUUUAUUUUGGUUUACCCUGUUCCCGUGCUGCCGCCAUUAGACGAAAUCGGCACUGGAAAUGGGAAUUUGUACUUCAUAAGUUCCCAGAAAGCUCACUUAAAAAAAUCUGAUAGCACGGAUAGUAGGAUCGUUGCGGUGGAAAAGAGCAUCCUGCCAGGCUGAGUGGCCUUUGGUCAGGCGCGAGCCAGCGGAGGGCGGGAGGGACGGAGGGAAGGGGGCAUUUAGGAGUUCUGUUUGAGCGAGGAUGACUGAUUUCCAGCCGAAGUGGAGUUGCGAGUAUUGCACGUACGAGAACUGGCCAUCCGCCAUCAAGUGCACUAUGUGUCGCGCCCAACGCCCCACCGGACCCAUCAUCACCGAGGAGCCGUUUAAGAGCAGCUCCAGCCUCAGCUCGCACCUGUGCUCCACACAGGAGGGCUCCAGUGUUCUCAUCUGCCCUGACUCUAGUGCCCGACCCCGAGUACGCGUGACCGACGAGACACCAGAGAUAGCCAGCAAAUGGUCAUGCCAGAUGUGCACCUACCUGAACUGGCCUCGUGCCAUCCGCUGCACUCAGUGCCUCAGUCAGAGGCAGCAAGGACCACAGCAGGGCCCUCAAAGGCUCUCAGAUGGCCCGCACACAUCUGAACCAGGCUGUCGACUUCCUGCGCCGACGGCCACUGAUCCCUGUGAGGAAUACAAUGACCGUAAUCGUCUAAACACGCGUGUACAGCACUGGGCUUGCUCAGCCUGCACCUAUGAGAACUGGCCCAAGACCUUAAGGUGUGUAGUGUGUGACCACCCUAAGCCGAGUGACACCGUGCUCCAGGAGCCACAGCCCGAGAGUACCAUGGCCCUGUCUAUAGUGAACGAGCAGGAGAGGACAGCAGGGGGAGGGGGUAUGGGGGGCAGUAAAAUGGUUCAGAGGAGGCUUUCGCCCCCUCUGCCUGCUGGCCAGGCUGAAGUUCAGAUUGAGCUGGCAUCUGGGGCAGUUGGCGCUCAAGAAGAGAACGAGACGGACUUUAAGAAACUCAAGCAGAUCAGGAACAGGAUGCGGAGGAGCGACUGGCUUUUUCUCAAUGCAUGUGCAGGUGUGGUAGAGGGUGAUUUGGCUGCCGUCGAAGCCUAUAAGUCAUCAGGUGGUGACAUUGCACGUCAGCUGACCUCAGACGAGGUCCGCCUGCUGAAUCGUCCAUCUGCGUUUAACGCCGGCUUCACUCUAGUGCACCUUGCCAUCCGCUUUCAGCGCCAGGACAUGCUCUCUGUGCUCCUCACUGAGGUGUCUCAGCAGGCAGCUAAGUGUAUUCCAGCCAUGGUAUGUCCUGAAUUAACUGAGCAGAUCCGUCGGGAGGUGGCUGCUGCGCUACACCGGCGUAAAGGAGAGUUUCCCUGUUACUUCUUUACUGAUAUCACUACCUUUACUCUUCCAGCUGAUAUCGAAGACCUUCCUCCUAACGUUCAAGAGAAGCUGUUUGAUGAGGUGUUGGAUCGAGAUGUACAGAAAGAGCUUGAGGAGGAAUCUCCUAUAAUAAACUGGUCUUUGGAGCUGGGCACGCGACUGGACAGCCGGUUGUACGCUCUGUGGAACCGCACUGCAGGAGACUGCCUUCUGGACUCGGUGCUGCAGGCCACAUGGGGCAUCUAUGACAAAGAUUCCGUACUGAGAAAGAGCCUGCAUGACAGUUUACAUGACUGCUCCCACUGGUUUUACACCCGGUGGAAAGAGUGGGAAUCAUGGUACUCUCAGAGUUUUGGCUUGCACUUCUCUCUGAGAGAAGAACAGUGGCAGGAAGACUGGGCUUUUAUUCUAUCACUGGCCAGUCAGCCGGGGGCGAGUUUAGAGCAAACUCAUGUGUUUGUGCUGGCCCAUAUCCUUCGGCGGCCCAUCAUUGUGUACGGCGUGAAAUAUUACAAGAGCUUUCGAGGGGAGACGCUGGGAUAUACCCGCUUCCAGGGUGUGUAUCUGCCUCUAUUGUGGGAGCCGAGUUUUUGCUGGAAGAGCCCCAUAGCACUGGGUUAUACACGAGGUCACUUUUCAGCCCUGGUCGCCAUGGAGAAUGACGGCUAUGACAACCGCGGUGCGGGCGCCAACCUAAAUACAGACGAUGAUGUCACUGUUACUUUUCUGCCUUUAGUAGACAGUGACAGGAAGCUGCUACAUGUCCACUUUCUGUCAGCACAAGAGAUGGGAACAGAGGAGCAGCAGGAGCGUUUGUUAAGGCAGUGGCUGGACUGUUGUGUGACAGAGGGUGGAGUCCUGGUGGCAUUGCAGAAAAGCUCGAGGAGGCGGAGUCAUCCUCUGGUCACACAGAUGGUAGAGAAGUGGUUGGAUGGCUACCGGCAGCUGGGCACAUGCCCUGCCCUUUCAGAUGGUGAGGAAGAGGAGGAGGACGAUGAUGAGUGAGAAGGAGAGUCUUCUCUAUACUCAGAGACUUGAUGCACCUUUACCCCCUCCUUGUGGAGAACACAUGUACACUAAUGUACCAUUAUUUAUCCUUGUCAUACGUACACACAUACAGUGGUCUCUUAUCAUUGAUGCAAAAAAGAUUUUGGCCCACACAAAAUAAAAACUUAGAUUACAAAUGGUACAUGCCUUUCAGAGUAUGCCCUUUGUUUUAUUCAAUUUAUUAUUUCUAGAUUUGCUUUGGAAAAAAAAAGAAUUUCAGUAGUUAUGCUAAGGGCACUUAAGCACACUUUAUUUGCUUCAGCUCCAUUUUUAAACUUUAGUUGUUAGUAACACUUACCAUAUACAGUACUUAUACACCACUUGAAUUUGAGAUCAGGCUUUUGUCAAAAUCCAUUCACUGAGAUAUUUAUUUACCUGUAUGAUAGUUUGUCAGCUACAGAAAUGAAUACAUACCACUGUAUGAUAAGUUUUGACUUCUCAUGUGCAUGAGGAAUUCAAUUGCAAACUUGAUACAGAUAUCUGUGGGUAAUCAGCGUUUUGUUCUUAUCUCUCAAAGUAGAGAUCACCUUUCCAAAUGGAUCAUUCUUUUAAGUUGGUUGUUAAAGCUCAAGGUUACACUACAUGUACACCAAGUCAUGUUUCCACUUACUGUAACACAUGGGUGUCUGGUCACAUUUGUUUGCAGUUUUAGAUGUUAUGAUUUUUCCCCCCUGCUAUUAUUCUCUGGAUGUGCUUGUUAAUAUAACUUUCAAAGACUUGACUGAAACCAAAGUGAACAUUGGUCUGUGGUCUUGCAGUGAUCAGAAUCGUUUGUUUUGUGUCUUACCCCCCUUUUGUGGCUGUGUUCAGUCUUGUCCCUCACCCAAGUUUAAAAACACCCUUAAGUUUUUAUUUUUCCGUUAUUAUACAAUUAUGUCAAGCCUUUGGCAUAUACUGUAUGUCUCUGAUGUGUGAUGAGGUUGAGACCAAAUCAUUGAAGGAUUAUAAGCUGAAUGUCUAACAAGUAAAGCUUCUUUAAAACUGUU